This is a messenger RNA of Sus scrofa (pig), 1466 nucleotides long. RefSeq names its product general transcription factor IIE subunit 2 (gene GTF2E2). The record is from RefSeq and is marked validated. Gene Ontology annotation, biological process: transcription initiation at RNA polymerase II promoter. Gene Ontology annotation, cellular component: transcription factor TFIIE complex. Lineage: Eukaryota; Metazoa; Chordata; Mammalia; Artiodactyla; Suidae. Gene Ontology annotation, molecular function: TFIIH-class transcription factor complex binding.
GUGGCGGGCGGAGCCCGGGGCCGAGUCGCCUCCUCGGACGCCGCCGCCGCCGCCGCCAGUGCUAGGACCCCGACCUGGCGGGGCAGCGCUGGGCGGGCGUGCGGGCGGGGGCGCUGACGACGAACAGGAAGCGGCGGCCAAGCGGGCGUGGGUGGCUGGUCGCGGCGGAGGCGUGUGGGACGGCCCUCCUGGCUCAGCAUUAUGGAUCCAAGCCUUUUGAGAGAACGGGAGCUGUUCAGAAAACGGGCUCUUUCCACUCCUGUAGUAGAAAAACGCUCAGUAUCUUCUGAGUCAUCAUCAUCAUCAUCAAAGAAGAAAAAAGCAAAGCUAGAACAUGGAGGAUCAUCAAGCUCUAAACAAAAUUCUGAUCAUAGCAAUGGAUCAUUUAACUUGAAAGCACUAUCAGGAAGCUCUGGAUAUAAGUUUGGCGUUCUUGCUAAGAUUGUGAAUUACAUGAAGACACGGCAUCAGCGAGGAGAUACACAUCCUCUUACUUUAGAAGAAAUUUUGGAUGAAACACAACAUUUAGAUAUUGGAAAGCAGAAACAAUGGUUAAUGACUGAGGCGUUAGUCAAUAAUCCCAAAAUUGAAGUAAUAGAUGGAAAGUAUGCCUUCAAGCCCAAGUACAACUUGAAAGAUAAGAAGGCCCUACUUAGGCUCUUAGAUAAACAUGACCAGCGAGGCCUAGGAGGAAUUCUUUUAGAAGACAUAGAGGAAGGACUCCCCAAUUCCCAGAAAGCCGUCAAGGCUUUAGGGGACCAGAUACUAUUUGUAAAUCGUCCUGAUAAGAAGAAAAUUCUUUUCUUCAAUGAUAAAAGCUGUCAGUUUUCUGUGGAUGAAGAGUUUCAGAAACUGUGGAGGAGUGUCACCGUGGAUUCAAUGGAUGAGGAGAAAAUUGAAGAGUAUCUGAAGCGACAGGGUAUUUCUUCCAUGCAGGAAUCCGGACCAAAGAAAGUGGCCCCUAUUCAGAGAAGGAAGAAGCCUGCUUCUCAGAAAAAGCGACGGUUUAAGACUCACAAUGAGCACUUGGCUGGGGUGCUGAAGGACUACUCAGACAUUGCGCCUGGCAAGUAGUGAACACUUUUGUCUGAGAGCAAAGAGUUAGAAAGUCAAGAUCUUCCUCGUUGACGCUGGGACAUGAAGACUGGCCGUCUCCCCAUUCUCCUUCUGAGGACCGAGGAGAGGAGCAGUUGAGUUUACAGAACAAAUGCAGAUCACCAGUCUCGAAGCUUAUUGUAACUAAUGGGCUAAUGAGAAAUGUGCUUUUCCCUGUUACCCUCUGUCACUUCUUGGGGGAAAGGCACUCAGCAUGGCAUGCAGGUGUCUUUGCUAUUUAUCUACUUCUAAGUGGUUCCUGGUUCCAUUUUUCCUCUUGUAUUACUUUAGAACAAGUUUGCCGAUAGUCUUGAAUGCAAUAUUUGUUUAUUCCAAAGGAACAUAUUUAUAUUAAAAUCAUCGUAGAAGGA